This is a messenger RNA of Conger conger (European conger), 2351 nucleotides long. RefSeq names its product T-cell surface glycoprotein CD8 alpha chain-like. Bases 69 to 707 code for a protein of 212 amino acids. The record is from RefSeq and is a predicted model, not a curated record. The transcript has 6 exons. NCBI's taxonomy places the organism in Eukaryota, Metazoa, Chordata, Actinopteri, Anguilliformes, Congridae.
AGAUCAUCGCCCCUCACCCUCGCUGUAAUCUCUCAUUACGCUUCAAGAAAACUUCUCGCGACGGAAACAUGUUCAAUUUCUUUAUCUGUCUCCUUUUUCUCCUCAGUCUGGGUCGAUACACGGAUUGUAAAGAGGAUUCACCUAUCUCGGAUGGAACCACAGUGCCAAUUAAAUGCGAUUUAAAAGAUUCUCUUUCAACGGUCCUUUGGUUCCGCGUAGGGAACACAGGGAUGGAGGUUUUAGGAUUUGUAGAUAGCAACGGAGUGGAACCUAAAGACAGCCUCACCAUCAAGAGCAAGGCGCUACUGGAAAUUAAAAAAUUCAACAAGAAGCGCGACAGCGGAGUCUACGGCUGUUCGGCGAUCAAUGGGAAAAUACUAACUUUUGGGAAGACCACAACCCUUCGAGGACCUGCUGACCCAACCACCACGACAACUCGUCGAGUGACCACAGCAACACCACCCAACACCACUACGACUCCCUGUCCCUGCCGAACAGGAAAGAAGUACAACAAAGAAUCUCCGGACAGCUGCGAGACAGCCAUCUUGGCUCCACUUGUGGCCGGCUGCAUCCUCCUCUUUCUCAUUCUCAUCCUGACCAUCCGCCACUGCAGCCGCGUCCGAACGAGAGGGUGCCCUCACCACCACAAGAGAAGGCCCAGGAACCCCGCACAGGUCAACCUGGGGAAGCCUGGGAGAUACGUCUAGCCUCCCCCAGCCCCCUCUCCCUCACAGGCCAGCAGACUGAGACUGAGAGCCACGUUCCUGAGAAAUAUAUCAGCAUUUACGGCUUUUAAAUGAUGCAUUUAAUAAGCAUUUAAAUGACGAACAAUGAGGUGAGAUCCCAUAUUAAGAACUGUCAUAUACCUAUUAAUAUGAAUAUUCUAUAAUUCUAUAAUAUUUUGUACAAAAUCAAAGCACUUCCUGAAAUAGUAGUAGUAAUAAUAAUAGUAAUAAUAAUACUAAUAAUAACUGCUAUUAUUAUUGUUGUUAUUAUUAUUAUUAGUUUAGCUCAAGAGAAGAUGAGAAUGCUGUUGAAUAGGAUACAGGGCUAUGGGUAUGCUUAACGUUUCUGUUACCUUACAUAUUGUUCAUAAUUUUAGAAAACCAAACAUAAAGAUUACAGUAAAUAUAAGUGAUAUACAUAUGCUUAAAUGUAAUGACUGAAAUAAUCCUUCUUUUUGCAGUAAGUGUUUCAUAGAGUUUUAUUUUUAGUUUGUAUAAUAGUUAGUCUGGAUUAUUUGUUCAAAGAUGGUGAGAUGUUUUACUGUAGUUCCUGCAAGUCACAUGUUUACCUGGUUUUGCAGUUGCACAAUAUCCGUGUCCCAUGGAGUGUGUCAAUGCACUGUGCUAAGUGUUUAUCACAUUCUGAAAUAUUUGCCAUUAUGUUUUGUCAUACUUUAUUUCAGUGAUUUUUCAAGACUAAUAAAGUUUUUGUCUUUGUGUUGGAAGUUUCACAAGAAGUUCCAGUAAUUCUGGCAAGUUGCAUUUCUUCGUGGAUCUUGUAAAAUUAAAUAGACUGGGUGUACUUGCCUGACAUGGUUUUGUGCUUGUUGUUAACCCUUUGAAGGGCAGGUUUUUAAUGCUUAUUCUCAAAUCUAAGUCAGUGUUCAAGAACUCCAUUGCUUUCAACUACAGUUCUAGUAGUGACUGUUACACCAGCGCUAGAAUCUUCCGUAAAGAACAUCCUAAUCGCAUAUCUGCGAACUUACACAUCACUUGGUUAAAGUGUACUAUUGGCAUUAUAUGUGUUGCUAAAAGCGUUUUUGAACGUACAAGGGACCUGGUUGGAGGGAUAAGUGAUUAUGGUAAUAAUAUCCCAGUCCACACGUCCAAGGAAAUGUACACUCUGAUGCUAAAAUUGAACAAAACUAUUGAACCAUCUGCAAGGUUCUGCAUGGUGAGCAGUAUUGCUAGUGCUUUAUUUUUGACACACAACUUUUAAAUGAAACUUUACUUUACUUUGACUUUUUACAUAUUGUCUCUAUGUGGCACAUCCAAUUGCACAUACAGCUGUCGAAAUGCAUGCGUGUGACCUUAAUAUCAUAUGUGUAAAUAUUAAUGCUUAUGUUCUCCAUGUACACCUGCAUUAUUUUAUGCUGUUUCAUGAAUAGAUUUGCUCGAUUAAUUCUCGAAGUAGCCCUCUUGUGUUGUAAAAAUGAAUUGCAUGGAGCUAUUCCUCAUGUUAAUCUCAAGGUGAAGUCUCUCUACUGUAUGCGUGCAUCAUAAACAAAAAACAACCCAAACAUCAGUAUGCUGUAUUCCUUUUUAUUUUUUUUCCAUUUUUAUAAAACACUUUGAAAUCCAUUUGUUCCACAAACACCGUCAUUAAAGCAAAAGUACCCACAACCA